Molecule: messenger RNA, 6189 nt
Organism: Ostrea edulis (European flat oyster)
Lineage: Eukaryota; Metazoa; Mollusca; Bivalvia; Ostreida; Ostreidae
Exons: 6
Coding region: 459-4358 (1299 amino acids)
Molecular function (GO): protein binding
Source: RefSeq, a predicted model, not a curated record
CAGACAGCUUGAAUUAUUUUCGUUUAUAAAACACAUUAAAUUACAUAUGAAAGGAUUGGACUACGUUGGACUUGUAUUGCGAGAUGUUUAACACCCUUUGAAUAGGAAUAUUUGAUCUGUUUCUUGGAACUAAGGUGAUUUUGAGAUUUGUUUACAACCGGUAUCCUCUUUUCGUGUCAUUCCUUGUUUGAUAUUUAUAUAAAGAUUGAGAACAUAAUGGAUAAGAAGCCCCUGUGCAUGGAUCUCUAUUGUCGAUCAGAAGUUUGAAAGAACACGGGUAGCUGACUGUGAUAAAACGAUUUGCAAUUACCAAUGAAGACAUGAUCAGAUCGGAUCGAGUUGUCCACAUUUGAUCUAGUGUCUAUAUUUUUUCAUCACGGAGAGCUCAGCAUUGGAGUUAAGGAUGAUCAUCACUGUUGUUUAAUACCCUAAAUUAGCGCCCGACUUGAUAGAAGGUAAUGGCGAGUUCUUAUGAAUCAACGCCAGAGACAACGAACGCAAACAGAGCAUGUCGAGUUGUUCUCGGUCCCUGCACGGAUAGUCUACGUGACUUAUUGCGUCACUACGUCCCACCACACACAUUUCAUCAUGUCAUUAAACAAAACAAGCUUAAUCUUCCUCGACUUAACAGAGAUCAGCGAGACCUCAUCUUACCACGAACUGGGAACUAUGCUGGAAACUAUGGUGAUAUGGACAUUUCAUUACUGUAUAUCUUAUUGAGGAAUAUAUCUAGCAUACCACCACACUCCAAUGGCUGGGGCAACGAUCCUGACCCCAGUGACAAGAGCGUCUCUGCCAACAUUGAGAAGAUUCGAUUGGUUCGGAAUCUUUGUGUUCACUCAUCUGAUCCAUCCAUGUCCAUCUCGGACUUUAAUUCCAUUUGGUCCACCAUUAGGUCUGCAAUGGUAGAUAUGGAUGUCUUCCUCAUGAAUGGAAACAAAUAUGAAAAAGAGGUGGAUUUCCUACAUAGCGAGUCGAUGGACCCUGAAAAUGACCUACAUUAUGAAGAAGAACUGAAGAAGCAGGUGGAGGAAGAUAAGACAACCAGGAAAAUGAUGGUCAGCCUUAAAGGGAAGUUCGAGGAAACUGCAGAGGAAACAAAGAAGUUGCAUGGUAAAGUAGUGAAACUAACCGAGUCCCCCAUCCCACCAAAUGUGAGAGAGCAAUACGAUAUUGAGGUUCAGAGAUGGAGAGAGGAAGACAAGCUUUACUACGAAACCCACAACUUCCCCUCAGUGAUGCAGAAAGUGAGAAACCAACCAUACGUAACAUUUGUCGGUGUACCUGGGUCUGGGAAGUCUGCCACGGCUCACCACAUCGCCCUCAAGCUCCAGGAGGAAGGUUAUGAAGUUGUACCAGCCAAAGACAUCAGGAAGUUGGAGGACUAUGGUGACCCCAGGAAUCCGCAGGUUUUUGUUAUUGAUGAUGUGGUGGGUGUCUUUGGCCUCCAAAAAACUAAUUUAGAUGUGUUAACUAAUUAUGAAAAGAAAAUAACACAGCCUUUAAUGGAUAAGUCUCGAACUUUGAUGACAUGUAGAGAGGCUGUGUACAAUGAGACACUACCUUACAAAGCAUUCGUUACUAAAGAUGAGAAUGUGAUUAAGUUACACAGUUCUGACAAUGCAUUAGAUGACGAAGACAAAAAACAGAUUCUCAAGAAAUAUGGUUUAAAGGAAGAUCUAAUAUCGCCUGAAUUGCUGACAUCAACAUCUCACAUGUUUCCCCUUCUCUGUAAAUUAUUUUCAAAGGAAACAAAAUUCAAAGCUCUUGGUCCAACGUUUUUCCUGAAUCCAGUCCAAUGUAUCAGUGAUGAACUUGAUAAUAUGCAAAGACAUAACAAACUGAAUUAUGCAACACUUGUUUUGUGUAUGCUAAAUGAAAAUAGCAUCUCUAAAGACAUUUUAAAAGAUAGAAAAAAUGAACAUUUCAUGAAGAUGAAAUGUGAUACUUUGGAAAAUUGUGAAUUAGAAAACCAAACUGAUGCAUUCAAGUUUGUGAAAGCCUUGUCAGCAAUGGAGGGGACAUACACAAAACAGUGUGGUGCACAAUACACAUUGAUGCAUGACUCCAUGUUUGAAAUAUGUGCUUAUCAGUAUGGCAAACAGUUUCCUGACCAAAUGUUGUUGUAUAUGAGUAGUAGUUAUAUUGCUAAUUAUGUCAAGCCACAGACAAGUGAACCAGGUAUUGUUAACAAAAUGAAAGAGAAAAAGAGUGUUUCUCAAUCUAGUAAGGGGGGUGAGAGUAGCAAUAAUUGUGAAGGAAAAGAGAAGGAGAGCGAUGAUAAAAUCAAUGAGAGAGGGGAAUCGUUUGAUCUGUGUAUAAGGUUACGUGAGGAUCAGUAUCCACUGUUAGCAGAGAGAUUGUACAGAGACAUACAGAACAUGGAGCUGUAUGAUGUUUUCGGGAAUCAGGUUUUAAAACACCCUCAGGUGUGUUGGGCAUUUAUUGGUGUGUUAAAAACAAAGUCAUACACAGAUUUAAAAUCCUUAUUUCUGUCCAGUCAGGGAAAGGUAGAUAAGAUAGUGAGUAAACGAGGGUGUAUGGAGAAGGAGAGUAGGGAUAGGGGGGAGUGGAAUAUGUACAUGUAUACAUGUAGGAGACAAGUAGUGCUGUUGGAUCAGAGGCGGAAACCAGUUAAUGAGGGGAAAACAUAUUGGAAUGAAUACACUUGCAAUGUGAGAGUGAUCAGCUGGGUGAUUUUGUAUGGACAUAAUCAGAUAAUAGAGUACAUAGUUCAACAGACUGGACUACACAAUGAAAUAUGUGAAUUAUUUGAGAUAACAGGAAAUUCUUCACAUCAGUCUAAAUCUGGGAUAGAUACAUGUAUCAAACAGGAAAAUCAAAACAAUAGGUUAAAAGAAAAGUGUAGAUUACUUGUGUUGAGUUGUUAUAGUGGUGAUGUACAGUCAGUCAGACUUCUACUUCCUAUCUGUAAGAAAUCAAUCAAUGGGAUAAAUCUUAUCAGUAAAGAUAUGGUCGGGUUUCUUUCUUCACCUCUUAGUGCUGCAUGUUAUUCAGGGCAAGUGAGUGUGGUGGAGAAGCUGGUGAAGGCGGGAGCUGAUGUCAAUCUACAGAAUAGAUGGGGGGAUACAUCACUGACAGCUGCAUGUGAAGAAGGACAUGUGAGUGUGGUGAAGGAGCUGGUGAAGGCGGGGGCUGGUGUCAAUCUACAGAAUAGAUUGGGGGAUACACCACUGAGAGCUACAUGUGAAAAAGGACAUGUGAGUGUGGUGGAGGAGCUGGUGAAGGCGGGGGCUGGUGUCAAUCUACAGAAUAUAUGGGGGGGUACAUCACUGAUAACUGCAUGUGAAGGAGGACAUGUGAGUGUGGUGGAGGAGCUGGUGAAGGCGGGGGCUGAUGUCAAUCUACAGAAUAGACAGGGGGAUACAUCACUGAUAGCUGCAUGUGAAGGAGGACAUGUGAGUGUGGUGGAGGAGCUGGUGAAGGCGGGGGCUGAUGUCAAUCUACAUAAUAGACGGGGGGAUACAUCACUGACAGCUGCAUGUGAAGGAGGACAUGUGAGUGUGGUGGAGGAGCUGGUGAAGGCGGGGGCUGAUGUCAAUCUACAGAGUAGAUGGGGGGAUACACCACUGAUAGCUGCAUGUGAAAGAGGAGAUGUGAGUGUGGUGGAGGAGCUGGUGAAAGCGGGGGCUGAUGUCAAUUUACAGAAUAGAUGGGGGGAUACAUCACUGAUAGCUGUAUGUGAAAGAGGAGAUGUGAGUGUGGUGGAGAAGCUGGUGAAGGCGGGGGCUGAUGUCAAUUUACAGAAUAGAUGGGGGGAUACACCACUGAUAGCUGUAUGUAAAGGAGGACAUGUGAGUGUGGUGGAGAAGCUGGCGAAGGCGGGGGCUGAUGUCAAUUUACAGAAUAGAUGGGGGGAUACACCACUGACAGCUGCAUGUGAAAGAGGAGAUGUGAGUGUGGUGGAGGAGCUGGUGAAAGCGGGGGCUGAUGUCAAUUUACAGAAUAGAUGGGGGGAUACACCACUGACAGCUGCAUGUGAAACAGUACAUGUGAGUGUGGUGGAGGAGCUGGUGAAAUCGGGGGCUGAUGUCAAUCUACAGAAUAGAUGGGGGGAUACUCCACUGACAGCUGCAUGGAGUGAAGAACAUAUGGUGAUAGAGGUGCUGGAGAAUGCGGAGCUUGAUCUCAAACUACAGAAAACUCCCGAGCAUACACCACUGACAGCUGCAUGUAAAGAAAAACGGGUGAGUGUGGUGGAGGAGCUGAAGAAGGCGGGAGCUGUUGUCAAUCGAGAGAAUAGAUGGGAGUAUACACCACUGAAAGCUGCAUGUGAAGGAGGACAUGUGAGUGUGGUGGAGGAGCUGGUGAAGGCGGGGGCUGAUGUCAAUCUGUAGAAUAGAUGGGGGAAUACACCACUGAUAGCUGUAUGUAAAGGAGGACAUGUGAGUGUGGUGGAGGAGCUGGUGAAGGCGGGGGCUGAUCUAUAUGUAGAGGAUGUUAAACGGGAAUACACCACUGACAGCUGCAAGUAGGGCAGGAUAUGUGAGUGUGAUACAUGAGCUGGUGAAUGUGGGGGCUAAUGUCAAUCUACAGGAUAAUUCCGAGAAUACACCACUCACAGCAGCACGUAAGGCAGGACGUAUGCUUGUGAUACAGGAGCUGGUGAAGAUGGGGGCUGUUGUCAAUCUACAGUAUAAUCCAAGGAAUACACCACUCACUGCUGCAAGUAAGGCGGGACAUGUGAGUGUGGUGGAGGAGCUGUUGAAGGUGGGUGUUGAUGUCAAUCUACAGGAUAAUCCCGGGAAUACACCACUCACAGCUGCAAGUAAGGCAGAACAUGUGAGUGUGUUGGAAGUGCUGGUGAAGGUGGGUGCUGAUGUGAAUCUACAGGAUAAUCCCGGGAAUACACCACUCACAGCUGCAAGUAAGGCAGGACAUGUGAGUGUGGUGGAGGAGCUGGUGAAGGCAGGUGCUGAUAUCAAUCUACAAGAUGAAUAUGGGAAUACACCACUAACAGCUGCAAGUAAAGGAGGACGUGAUUGUGGUGGACAAGCUGGUGAAGGUGGGGACUGAUGUCAAUCUACAGGAUAAUGACGGGAAUAGUCCUCUGAAAGCUGCAAGUAAGGCAGGACAUGUGAGUGUGGUGGAGGAGCUGGUGAAGGCGGGAGCUGAUAUCAAUCUACAGAAUUAUGACGGAGAUACACCACUGACAGCUGCAUGUGAGUUAGGGCAUGUGAGUGUGGUAGUAGAGCUUGUGAAGGCAGAGGCUGAUGUCAAUCUACUGGAUAAUGUAAGGUAUACACCACUGAUAGCUGCAUGUGAGGGAGGACAUGUGAGUGUGAUGGGGGAGCUGGUGAAGGCGGGGUCUGAUAACAAUCUACAGGAUAAUGACGGGAACACACCACUGACAGUUUCAUGCGAGGGAGGACAUCCUAGUGUGGUGGAGGAGCUGGUAAAGGCGGGGGCUGAUAUCAAUCUACAGGAUAAUGACGGGAAUACACCACUGACAGUUGCAUGCGAGGGAGGACAUCUGAGUGUGGUGAAGGAGCUGGUGAAGGUGGGGCGAAGAAGAGCUCUGGAAUAUGUUCACAAAUGAGGCAGUGUCAGUCAAUAAAUACCUCAACCCACCCUCACCCCCGAAUUAUCAUUUAAGCAUUUUCAAAUUUGGAUAAAAGCACAAUUUAUUAUCUUGUCUCACUUGACAAACAUUUUUGCUAGAAAUUUUUUUGACACUCCCUCUUACUUUAAGAAAAACCUUGAUGCUACAGUUCGAUACACAUUCAUGCCCGAAAGUCAAACUGAUUUGACAUGUCUUUCUGAUUAUUUUACGCCUAUAUUGAUGAAAGAUAUUGUCAAUAAAUGUAUUUACUCCUUUUCCAAAAUUUGAAACGUCUCAAAUAUAACGAUAGAAUUUUUCUCGUACAUAAUGUCUGUCCCACAUAUAAUAUACCUGUAGUUCAGUAUAAUAACCAAUUCUAACCGCAUCAAAAAUAUACAAAUGUUGCACAUUCUAAAUUUAAUUCAUGAUCACAUUAUUCGUUUUGUACUAUAGUGAGCCCUUAUAUGUCCGCCUGCACUAUAUGUUCGCCUGCACUAAAUGUCCGCUCAAUGUUGAACCGAACUGUCACUAUAUGUUUGUUUAGACUGAAAAUACACAUGUAUUCAAAACAAACAUGUACAACAUGCACUUCCCGAAUUGUUUAUAUAUGUAUAUAUAUAUAUAUA